Messenger RNA from Myxocyprinus asiaticus (Chinese sucker), 4190 nucleotides. RefSeq names its product SWI/SNF-related matrix-associated actin-dependent regulator of chromatin subfamily D member 2-like. The record is from RefSeq and is a predicted model, not a curated record. Lineage: Eukaryota; Metazoa; Chordata; Actinopteri; Cypriniformes; Catostomidae. The coding region runs from base 311 to 1183 and encodes 290 amino acids. Gene Ontology annotation, biological process: regulation of transcription by RNA polymerase II. The transcript has 9 exons. Gene Ontology annotation, cellular component: nucleus; SWI/SNF complex.
UGGCGUCACCACUCAUCCAUAAAAAAAUGAAUGUUAAUAAAAAUCAUAAUCAUGGUUAGUUUAAUUAUAGUAACACCAUGCAGGGCUCAACUUGAACGCUUGUCCAGGACAAGUAGAUUUUUGAAAGGGCAAGUGAAAGCGAAUUAGCCUGAUUAAAACAUCAAUAAGGAAGAAUAACUGGCUAUAUUUGUGAUCACUGUGUCACUUAUUACAAAGUUCAUAUUCUUAUUCUACCUCUAUCAGAAUUCGAUUCGAUAUUAACUCAAGCAGCAGCAGCUAAUCUAGUCAUAGAUGUAGCAUCUGUAAUGACAUGGAAUUGUAUAAUCGAUAUGCAUUUUGUGUUUUACACAUCCAGCGAAAACGAAAGCUGAGGAUCUACAUUUCUAACACCUACACACCUGCCAAACCAGAGGGGGAAGAAGUUGAGAAAGUGGCAUCCUGGGAACUCAGAGUGGAGGGCAAACUUCUGGAGGAUUCUGGGAAACAGAAGAGAAAGUUUUCAUCCUUCUUUAAAAGCCUGGUCAUUGAACUGGACAAGGAACUUUAUGGCCCAGACAACCACUUAGUCGAGUGGCACAGAAUGCCCACAACUCAAGAGACAGACGGCUUUCAGGUGAAGAGACCAGGAGACGUGAAUGUGAAAUGCACUCUGCUUCUCAUGCUAGACCACCAGCCUCCACAGUAUAAGCUGGAUCCUCGUCUUGCUCGACUCCUGGGCGUCCACACUCAGACCAGAGCCAGUAUCAUGCAGGCCCUGUGGCUUUACAUCAAAAACAACAAGCUGCAUGACUGCCACGAGAAAGAAUACAUUAACUGCAACCGAUACUUCAGACAGAUAUUUGGCUGCUCCAGAAUGAGGUUUUUGGAUAUCCCCAUGAAGCUCGCCAGCCUCCUUCAACACCCUGACCCCAUCAUCAUUAAUCAUAUCAUCAGUGUGGAUCCCAAUGAUCAGAAGAAGACCGCGUGUUUUGACAUUGAUGUUGAGGUGGAUGACCCGCUGAAGGCUCAGAUGACCAGCUUCCUGUCAUCAACCACUAAUCAGCAAGAGAUCGCUGCCCUGGAGAUAAAGAUCCAUGAGACCAUUGAAUCCAUCAACCAGCUGAAGACCCAGAGAGACUUCAUGCUGAGCUUCAGUAACAACCCACAGGAGUUCAUCCAGGAAUGGCUCAAGUCUCAGAGCUGAGACCUCAAGUUAAUGACAGACACUGUGGGGAACCCUGAGGAGGAGAGGAGAACUGAAUUUUACCACUCAACCUGGGUCACAGAAGCUGUUGGACGCUACAUUUUUUCAAAGGUCCAGCAGAGGAGACAGGAAUUGGAACAAGUAUUAGGAAUCCGUCUUACUUAAGAGUCAGACUUCAAAUCCGCUGUUACCCGAAGAAUACAUCUGGGAAUAAAGCUUUCUGUUUCAGUUGAAUAGAGGCACUUCAUAUAUAUGUUUUUGGGUGUGAGUAUUGUUUUGAAAUGUUGAACAUAUUGCUCUUUCUUAAACAGCAUGUCAGCUGCAACAUAGUUUAACUGGAACUCUACAGUUGAAGUCAGAAGUUUACAUACACUUUGCUAGUAUUUGGUAGCAUUGCCUUUAAAUUGUUUAACUUGGGUCAAAUGUCUACAAGCUUCUCACAAUAAGUUGCUGGAAUUUUGGCCCAUUCCUCCAGACAGAACUGGUGUAACUGAGUCAGGUUUGUAGGCCUCCUUGCUCGCACACGCUUUUUCAGUUCUGCCCACAAAUUGUCUAUCGGAUUGAGGUCAGGGCUUUGUGAUGGGCACUCCAAUACCUUGACUUUGUUGUCCAUAAGCCAUUUUGCCACAACUUUGGAGGUAUGCUUGGGGUCAUUGUCCAUUGUUCAUUAAAACUAUAUGGGGUCAACUUUCUGGCUGAUGUAUUGAGAUGUUGCUUUAAUAUAUCCACAUAAUUUUCCUUCCUCAUGAUGCCAUCUAUUUUGUGAAGUGCACAAGUCCCUCCUGCAGCAAACCACCCCCACAACAUGAUGCUGCCACCCCCAUGCUUCAUGGUUGGGAUGAUGUUCUUCAGCUUGCAAACCUCAACCUUUUUCCUCCAAACAUAACAAUGGUCAUUAUGGCCAAACAGUUAAUAUUUUGUUUCAUUAGCCCAGAGAUAUUUGUCCCCAUGUGCACUUUGCAACUGUAGUCUGGCUUUUUUUAUGGUGGUUUUGGAGCAGUGGCUUCUUCCUUGCUGAGCAGCCUUUCACGUUAUGUCGAUAUAGGACUCGUUUUACUGUGGAUAUAGAUACCUGUCAACCUGUUUCCUCCAGCAUCUUCAUAUGGUUCUUUGCUGUUGUUUUGGGAUUGAUUUUAAUUUUCGUUCAUCUCUAGGAGACAGAAUGCGUCUCCUUCCUGAGCGAUAUGGUGGCUGCAUGGUCCCAUGGUGUUUAUACUUGUGUACUAUUGUUUGUACAGAUGAAUGUGGUACAUUCAGGCAUUUGGAAAUUGCUCCCAAGGAUGAACCAGAUGUAUGGAGGUCCACAAUGUUUUUUCUGAGGUCUUGGUUGAUUUCGUUGUGAUUUUCCCAUGAUGUCAAGCAAAGAGGCACUGAGUGUGAAGGUAGGCCUUAAAAUACAUCCACAGGUACACCUCCAGUUCAGUACACCUCCUAUCAGAAGCUAAUUGGCUAAUUGUCUAAAGACUUGACAUCAUUUUCUGGAAUAUUCCAAGCUGCUUAAAGGCACAGUUAACUUAGUGUAUGUACACUUCUGACCCACUAGAAUUGUGAUAUAGUCAUAAAAGUGAAACAAUCUGUCUGUAAACAAUUGCUGGAAAAAUUACUUGUGUCAUGCACAAAGUAGACAAUAGUAUAUUGCCAAAAUUAUAGUUUGCUAAUAUUAAAUCUGUGGAGUGGUUAAAAAAAAUUUGUUUUAAUGACUUCAACCUAAGUGUAUGUAAACUUCUGACUUCAACUGUAUGUAUCUUUUUCACUGAAUUCAUUCACGGAGCUUCUCUUGUGUGUUAUGAAAAUGCAAUAUGAAAAACAAAUCAUUGAAUUAAUGUUUGCCUGUUGUUUUUUUGACACGUGUCAUUGCUUUUAUUGCAUCCUGUUCAUUAGGUAUUGUUUAUUUAUAUAUUGUAAAUUUCACAGUAUGAUACACUGUUGUAGUCAGCUAAAACCCUACAGAUAACAACAGAUGUAAAGCAGCAUUUUGCAUAAAAUACUUUUUUGUUUAUAGUAGAAACUGCCAAAUCGAUGUGUGCCGUUUUGUUUCUAAAAAGGGUUUGUACUUCUAGCGCUUAAAGCAAAAGCUAUUUUCUCAUUUAUUUUUAGUUACUUAUGAUUAAGUAGACUAGUAUUGAAAACUAUUUCUUUCUUUCUUUUUUUUUUAAUCACACAAUAUUUUGGAGUUUUCUAUUUGGUCUCUCAGGAAAAUAUGUGCUGCACUAUUCAAGAGCCAUCUUCGCGUGUUUCCAUCCCUAGUGGGAAAUGCAGCACAUUUGGUAGUACAGCUGUUUUAGUUCAGUAUACCAGACUUUUGUUUUCAUCUUUUUUUUUUUUUGGCUGUUAUUUUUAGUGUUCGAAGACGGAACGAUAGUGCUUAGUUGUGCAAAGCCAUCUGUAUAUUCUUAAUUUUCUGGUAUUCAAAGCCAUAUUUCUGACUUUUUAAUUAGUUUAAUAUAGAGUUUAGCAUCUACAUGAAGUUUCAACAUGUGUUGGGAGUUUGAAUUUUGGAUUUAAAAAGUUUUAAGAUUUAAGAAGUGGCCAUUCAUGUUGAUGAAGUCAUUUCUGCUUUUGCGAGUUUUAUUGGCUGCAAGUAGAAUAUUCUGCAUUCAAUACUAGUUAAGCUUUAUGGACAGCAUCGGUGGCAUGUUUUCUGUUGAUUAUCUCUCAGUUAUUUAACAAAGCGGUUGCCCCAUAGACUUCUAGUGUGCUUUUCAGUGGUACGAGUAGAAAAUAUUUUUGUUGUCAAUAGAGCUAAACUUGUAUUCAACCCAGAACAUUUCUUUUAAUGGUUUAAUUUUGUUUUAACCAAAUUUCUCAAAAAGUGUUAAUGCUGAUCUGAAAUGCAACCUUUAAAUGCAAAUUUACCUUUGAGUGGGUUAAGCACUUUUUUCUGUUAAUGGAAUUAAGUGUAUACAACUUAAGUUCUGUUAUAUUUUUAUAUCAAUCAAAUGCUUACCUUUUGCACUUUUUUACUGGAAAUUUGAAUUAUUUUUUUAAACAAUAAAGUUGUUUACAU